AUGUCGACAGCGGCCGAGGAGGAGAUGGUCGUGGAAGUGCAAACACUGGCCGGGACGAAGGUGGGCACCACCCGGCUCCCCUUGAACGCCAGCGUCCGCACCCUGCGGGAUGAGAUUCAGCGAUGGCAGCGCCCCAAAGAGGGCGCCUACGAGGAUCCCGAAAUGAAGCUGGGAUGCAGCAGACAGCCAGACAGGAGGAAGCUUUUAACCGGCCGGUCGAUCUUGGAUGACAGGCAGCCGCUGCGCAGCUAUUGCACCUACUCCGGCGAGCCCCUAGUCGUCACGGCUGUGAAAGGCAAGACCGUGGAUGUUGCGGUGCAGUGCGGCCAGGAGACACUUCUCAUGUCCGUCUCGACAUCGACCACCGUGGCCAUGAUCAAGGACCAGCUUUGUGAUGAUCUCGGCUGGGACGUGUCCCUAGCGCGGCUUAGUCUUCUAUUGCCUCUGGAGGUGCUGCCCCUCGACGAUGAGGAUCUCCUCCUUUCCUCGGGCUUUGUUCCCGGGAGUUUCUUUCGGCUGACAAAAAGACCCCCUGAUUAG
Symbiodinium necroappetens is the source of this 540-nucleotide messenger RNA. Lineage: Eukaryota; Dinophyceae; Suessiales; Symbiodiniaceae. The record is from the annotation of a GenBank genome assembly.